Chironomus riparius is the source of this 2799-nucleotide messenger RNA. NCBI's taxonomy places the organism in Eukaryota, Metazoa, Arthropoda, Insecta, Diptera, Chironomidae. The record is from the annotation of a GenBank genome assembly.
CUCGAUCCAUCAACAUCGAAACUUUUAAAGCAGCAACAAACUUAAUAAAUUUUGUGGUUUUUGUGCAUGAAAAGUUUUAAUGAAGAAUUUUCUGUGAGAAUUAAAAUUUGAGGAAAUUGAUAUAAAGAAGGAAGUCAUGAAAGUGCUUGAUAUAAGCCAGAAAGAUUGUGACUUGAAGCGUCCAAUCUAUGAGGAAAUACGCGUCGAUCCAUUGUUUCGCAAAAUUAGCAAGCAUUCUAUCGGCUUUCACAUCUUUAAAGUCGAAAAUGAUCACAUAGAAUCAGUUGGAAAAGACCAGCACGGUGUGUUUUACGAUGAAAAUGUUUACAUUAUUUACGCUGCGGCAAUUAAGGGCACUUUUACAGAUCAGAAUACAAUAUCACGCGAAAUUAAAACGCCUGUCACGAUUGAGAGAUUUGUACACAUUUGGAUCGGUUCAUCUGCCUCAACUGUCAAGUCCAAAAAUGCCGCAUUGAAAAUAAUUGAAUUAGAUGUUCAUUUUAAUCAUUCUGUCGUACAAUAUCGGGAAUCACAAGGUCAUGAGACAAAACGUUUUUUGUCAUACUUCAAAGAAAAUGGAAUGCAUAUAUUGACUGGCACAAGCCAUAAGUCAACACCAGAUCUUCCACGACUUUAUCAAAUUUAUGGCAAAACCUGUCCAAUUUGUAUUCAAAUGAAAUCAAUCAAUUGGAUAGAUAAUUUCAAUAGCGGAAAUGUGAUGAUUCUGCAGACACAGUGUUUCGUUUUUGUAUGGGUUGGGCGAUCAAGUAGUUCAAUCGAGCGUGUCAAUUCAUUGAAGAUAGCGAGCAAGUUCAGGGAUUGUCGACCCUCGACGGAAAUUGCUGUGGUUGACGAUGGCUAUGAACAAUCAAUGAGCAGUGAAUGCAAAACUGAAUGGAAUAAAUAUUUAAAUUUAAGUGAAAGAUUAGUUCAUCCACUUGUUAUAAAGCCAGUGACCGAGCAUAAUCCAUUAAAAUUAUAUAAAUGUGCUAAUUUGAAUGGAUUAUUUAGAGCUGAACAUAUUAAAACUGAUGGUAUUGAACAAAUUGAUUUGAAUGAUAAAAAUUCAACAUUUAUAAUUGAUGGAGAUGUUUAUGGCAUUUGGAUAUGGAUUGGAAGAAAUGUACCGAAAGGCGAUAAAGCAGAAGGCAUGCGGCAUGUUCGUGGAUAUAUGAUUAAAAGAAAUCAUCCAUCAACACAUCCAGUAAUUCGAAUAAUUGACGGUCAUGAACCAAUUGAGUUUAUUGCAAUGUUUCCACAAUGGAUAGACAAUGAUCAUAGCACAUCUAUUGCACGCCAUGUGCUCGAGAAAUUUGAUGCCUUAACAUUAAUCCAACGUCCACAAGUUGCUGCACAAAUGCAAUUAAUUGACGAUGGUUGUGGAGAAAUUAAAGUUUUUAGAAUCGAUAGCGAUGACAUCACGGACAUUCCCAAGAAAUAUGGACAGGUUUUCUACUCAAACAAUUGUUACAUUAUUCAUUAUCAGACACAUGCAGCAUCAACAAGCCACUCAGUCAAAAAUGUUAUUUAUCUAUGGAUUGGAAGUCAGGCAAAGCAAAUGGAUAAGACAACAGGUGAAUUGUUCCUUGCUGAAAUGUUUGAUCACUUUAACACAAACGUAGUCCAAAUUCGAGUUCAUGAAGGCAUGGAACCGCCACAUUUUCUACAAUUAUUUAGAGGAAGAUUAAUCAUACUCCAUGGAUAUGAUCCAUGCGGUGCAAAACGUAAAUUUCCACCAACAUUCAUUCUUAAAGUUAUUGGCAAUUCCACGUACACAACAAAAGCCAUUCAAAUGACAAAUAAAAGUUCACAUCAGUCAACAGAUUGCUACAUCAUCAAGACAACAGAUGGCACAAUUUAUGUCUGGUGCUCACAAUCAUCUACUGGAGAUACACGUGAGAUGGCAAAAGGAAUUGCCGGAAUGAUUGGUGAACCACACAUUGUGAUGGAAGGUGCUGAAAAUGAGGAAUUUUAUGAAUCUGUUGGAGAUAAAUUUGUGGCACAAGUUAAAGUAAUUUCUAAUAAUUAUAUGGAACCAUCGCUUUACAGCACAUGGGAAAAAUCAAAAGUCAGCCUGUAUCUUGCCACAUUAAUUCAAGGCCAAAUCCAAUUAGAGCAAAUUUUUGCAUUCGAACAAAAAGAUUUAACACCAGAUAAUAUUUAUUUACUGGACGCAGGAAGUAUAAUUUACAUAUGGCUGGGUAGUUUGUCAGAUGUAGAACAAAGAAAUGCAGUAUGGAUAAUGGCGUUACAUCUAAUUUCCAUUCAUCCAAUUCCAAGAAGUUUAAAAGUACCAGUAUGUAUUACUAAGCAGGGCUACGAGCCAAUAAGCUUCAUUGGAUUUUUUGAUAAAUGGGAUCCAAAGUUAUUGGAUGUAAGUUUAAUUUUUGAUGCUGCAAAUCAAGAAUUACUAACACCAAAUUUUCAGAAUUUCAAGACAUUUGAAAAGCUUCGCAUUCAGAUGAAUUUAUCAGGCACACAUCCAAUUCCAUCGCCGCGGUCAAUUUCAAACAGCAUCACAGAUGUAAUUUACGUAAAUGAGUUUGAUAAGCAUCAAAAGUAUCCAAUGGAAAUGCUACGUGGUGAUCCAUUAAAUCUGCCAACGUACAUCAAUCCAAGUCAGAAAGAGAUCCAUUUGACCCACGAUGACUUUGUAUCUGUUUUUAAUAUGGAGUAUACGCAAUUUGCUGAGUUACCGAAGUGGAAGCAAGUCGAGCUUAAAAAGCAAUAUAAAUUAUUUUAGAUAGCACAGCACAUACCACUCAUCAUAUCCGCUCUGUCCAGUAGCUCUUUCACAUA